Thecamonas trahens ATCC 50062 is the source of this 6996-nucleotide messenger RNA. RefSeq lists its product as uncharacterized. The record is from RefSeq and is a predicted model, not a curated record. NCBI's taxonomy places the organism in Eukaryota, Apusomonadida, Apusomonadidae. Bases 1 to 6957 code for a protein of 2318 amino acids. The transcript is spliced from 3 exons.
AUGUCAGAGCCUGGUGGGGAUGACGCUGCUCGGCUUUUGGCCGAGGAGGCGUCUAUGAAGCAGGCCGCCAAGUGGGAGGCCAUGCUGGCGUCUGGCAACCUUGAUCGAGUGCCGACGCCGACCAAGGUGCUCUCCCGCCGCGAGUCCGAAGCGGUGAGUGGGGACGCCGCCGGCGAGAUGUCGGACGAGAACGAGGCGAUGGUGCUGCAGACAGACAUGAUGAUGGCGCAGUGGGCGGCGGUUGCUGCUGGACUUGUCGAGCCUGAGCAGGUCCUGCCGUCGGAAGAAGACGGCGAGGGCAAGGCUGCCGCGGCAGACGAGGCGCACUCGCCGCCGUUGGAGGCCGGAGGCCCGACGUCUUCGCCAGUUCCCGAGGCCAACUCUUCGUCGGCUUCUUCGUCACCUGAGCUCUCUGAUGACGACGACGCUGCCGCGAGCAGCAACAGCGAAAUGGACGUGCAGCUCUCAAUCGAGAUCGAGAUGCCCACGCCGCAGGGCCCGACGCCACGGUCGAACUCGGCCGGCUUUGACGGCGAGCCGGCGCCAAGCCCGCUCAAGCCGGCUUCGCGGCCGAUCCGGAUUGCCAAAAGCACCGAGCGCAAGGACAACGACAACGAUGCGGAGCGGCGUGCGCUGCGGCAUGCUGGUGCCGAGUGCGUGCCUCCGGUGGCGUCUGGCUCCGAAAUGCAGCGCAAGCUGGCGCGCCAUGCUGCGCGGCGGAUGGAGCAGUCGCGGCUGCGGCGUCGGGCGCGGGCCGAGGCGUUUGUUCUCGUCCGCGAGGAGAUCAUGUCACAGUCCGGCGUGGUCAAGCUGCCCAAGCCCAAGCCGCUGCUGAGCUCGAUGGAGCGUGCGCAGUGCCGACAGGCGGCAGCUCGGUCGACCGGCGUCCGGCCCGAGGCCAUUGACUUUGCCCGCUCAUACGACGAGCAGGUAGAGGCGCAGCGUGCAUCGUCCAGCAAGGCCCAACGUCACGCAGAGCGGCGGGCAGAUCAGUCUCGCGCUCGCAGCAAAGCGCGAGCCGAGGCAUUGGAGGCUGUCCGUGCCGAGGCGCUCGACGAUGGUGGCGUGCAGGCCGAUGCCGGCGCCGAACCCGGGUUGCACCCGCGACUCGAGUCCGAGGCGCGCGCAGCAGCGCGGUCGCGGUUCGCGCGCCACGUCGCGCCGCGCGCGCCGGCCGAGUCGUCCGGAAGUCAUGCGCCGCACGAGCGGUCGUCAAUUCUGGAAGAGAUGUCGACGUCGCGCGACCGAUCGUGGAUUCCCGAGGACUUGCGCGGCAAGCCGGUGUCGGAAAUGACGCCGAAAGAAAAGCACCGGUACAAGAAGGCCAAGCUUCAUGCGAUGACGCCCGAGGAGCGGGCGCUGGUGCAUGCCGAGCACAAGCGCCGCAAGGCGCUGCGGGCGGCAGCCGCCGAGGCCGCCGCCGCCGAAGACUCGGAUCCCGGCGCCAACUCGGCCAUGUCUGCGCCUGCUGCUCUCAUUGUGCCCGACGCCACCAAGGAUCGGUCGUGGAUUCCGCUCGACUUGCGCGACAAGCCCAAGUCCCAAUUUACCCGCGAUGACAAAAAGCGGUACAACAAGGCCAAGCGCGCGUUCCUCGGCGAGGCCGAGUACAAGCGCCUGCGGGCGGUCAAGGCUACCGGUGAAUCGGGCGGUGUGCUCUCAAUGUCGCCGCGCGUCCUGCCGCCGUCGCCGACCAAGCCGGACCUACCCGCGUCAUCCGACCCCAAAGCCGACCCCAAAGCCGACCGCUCGUGGGUGCCUGCCGACCUGCGGACCAAGCCCAAGUCAGAGUUUACUCGCGAGGACAAGAAGCGAUACAACAGGGCCAAGCGCGACUACUUUGGUCAAGAGGUGUACAACGAGAUGCGCCAGGCGGCCAAGACGUCGAACGAGUCCGGCAGCGCGGCCACCGCCGUCGCCGCCGCCGACCCUGCGCGCCCGCCGAGCUCGCCUAAGCGCCCGCUGCCGGAGCUGCCCACCUCUAUGUCCGGUCCGGUCAUCGUGCACGCGCCGUCGCCGGGCAAAGAGAAGUCUUCGUUCCCGGCCGACGGCGGGAAGGACCGGUCGUGGGUGCCUGCCGACCUGCGCGAGAAGCCCAAGGCCGAGUACACCCGCGAGGACAAGAAGCGGUACAACAAGGCCAAGCGCGCGUUUCUUGGUGCCGAGGCAUACCAGGCAGCCAAGGCCAAGGCACGCGGCAAGGCUGAAGAGCCGUCUGCGGCAAUGCCGUCCGCUAGCGAGCCGACACCGCCGGUGACUGCCUCCGAGCACGCUGACGACAAGUCGUGGCUCCCGGAGAAUCUGCGGCUCAAGCCCAAGGCUGAGUACACUCGCGAGGACAAGAAGCGGUACAACAAGGCCAAGCGCGCAUACAUGGGCACCGAGGCAUACCUCGCGCUCAAGGAGCGCAAGCGCCGCCCCGGCGCGCCCCGCUCGACCGACGACGGCAAACUGGCCCUGCCUGACUCGGCACCGCUCUCGCCGUCGCACUCGCCGCGGUUUGGUGCAAAUACCUCGAGCGACCCGUGGGUUCCUGACGGCCUUCGCAACCGGCCGCGCACUUCGCUCUCCCGUGAGGAGAGAAAGGCGUACAACGAGGCGAAGCGCAAGCAUCUCGGCGACGAGGCAUUUGCCAAGAUUAUGGAACUGCGCUCCAACUCUCGCCAGUCGUCGCGCCAGUCAUCGCGCCAGUCGUCGCUCGAGUCGGACCUCGGCCUCGCUGCCACUGGCAUGGAGAACAAGACGCCGCCAGCAGCAGCACCAAAGAGUGUCGAGAACGAGAAGGGCAAGGACGAUGGUGACGACCACGACCGCUCGUGGGUGCCUGCCGAUCUGCAAGGCAAGCCCAAGUCCGAGUUUACCCGUGCCGACAAGAAGCGGUACGCCAAGGCUAAGCGCGACUUUCUGGGCAAGGACGAGUACGAGCGCCGGCUGCGCGAGCGGCGGUCGCGCAAGGAGGAGGCGGCGGACGAGAGCGAAGCUGGAACCACGGCCGAGCCUAGUGGACCGGCGACCGAUGCUGCUGAUGACGACGACCGCUCGUGGGUGCCUGUCGAUCUGCAAGGCAAGCCCAAGUCCGAGUUUACCCGUGCCGACAAGAAGCGGUACGCCAAGGCCAAGCGCGACUUUCUGGGCAAGGACGAGUACGAGCGCCGGCUGCGCGAGCGGCGGUCGCGCAAGGAGGAGGCGGCGGACGAGAGCGAAGCUGGAACCACGGCCGAGCCUAGUGGACCGGCGACCGAUGCUGCUGAUGACGACGACCGCUCGUGGGUGCCUGUCGAUCUGCAAGGCAAGCCCAAGUCCGAGUUUACUCGAGCCGACAAGAAGCGGUACGCCAAGGCCAAGCGCGACUUUCUGGGCAAGGACGAGUACGAGCGCCGGCUGCGCGAGCGGCGGUCGCGCAAGGAGGAGGCGGCGGACGAGAGCGAAGCUGGAACCACGGCCGAGCCUAGUGGACCGGCGACCGAUGCUGCUGAUGACGACGAUCGCCCGUGGGUGCCUGCCGAUCUGCGGUACAAGCCCAAGUCCGAGUUUACCCGUGCCGACAAGAAGCGGUACGCCAAGGCCAAGCGCGACUUUCUGGGCAAGGACGAGUACGAGCGCCGGCUACGCGAGCGGCGGUCGCGCAAGGAAGAGGACGCGGUGAACGAGAGCGGUGCGAGCGCCGAGGCCGACCUGGCGGCUACACCGGAAGUCGCCAAGCGGCCCGAGCCGGCGACGCUGACCCGCAAAGCCAAAGAAGACCGGUCGUGGGUACCUGCGGAUCUGCGCGAGAAGCGCAAGGCCGAGUUCACUCGCGACGACAAGAAGCGGUAUAACAGGGCGAAGCGCGACUUUCUGGGUCGCGAGGCCUACCAGCAGCUCCGAGCCAACAAAAAGUCCAAGUCGGACUCGCUCGGCGAAGUCGGCCCGGUGGUCGACAGGACGGAUCGCUCGUGGGUGCCCCAGCACCUGCGCGAGAAGCCCAAGUCGGAGUACACGCGCGAUGACAAGAAGGCGUAUAUGCGCGCCAAGCGCGAGUUCCUGGGCUCGGAUGCGUACGAGUCGCUCAAGGCGUCACGAAAGGAGUCGCGAAAGGAGGGCGAGAGUGGUACUGAAGCGCCUUUGGCGACCGCAGCUUCCCCCACCUCCGAGGAGGAGUUGACCCAGGCGCCGCCGCCGGCGUUGGGUGCAGACUCGGACUCGGACUCGGGCUCCGAGGCUAGCUCCGAGGUUGUGACCAAUUCGGCUGUGCUCGCGGCGCUGGACAUCACCCGGAAUGAGGUGCCGGAGUGGGUCCCUCUCCACCUGCGCGACAAGAAGCGGCGUGAGUUUACAGCCGCCGAGCGGGCCGAGUACCUGGCUGCGCAGCGUGAGUGGCGCGAGCAGCAGCUAGCUCUCGACGACGAGAGGGAUCGAAAGGCCGAGGCAAAGGCAAAGGCCGAGGCAAUGGCAAUGGCCGAAGCAAAGGCAGAGGCAGAGCCUGGAGCGGAAGCCAAACCUCAGCCCAAGCCCGAACUCAAGCCUGAAGCCGAGGCGCCCAGGUCACCGACGCGCGCCGAAGUGCUCGACAAGGCGCAGCGCGACCGGUCGUGGGUGCCUGCCGAUCUGCAGACCAAGCCCAAAGCUCAGUUUACCCGCGAUGACAAGAAGCGGUACGCCAAGGCCAAGCGCGAGUUCCUCGGCGAGGAGGCGUACCAGGAGCUGUUGAGAGCAAAGCGGGCUGAGCUGGAGGCUGCCAAGCUGCAGUUGCCGGCGGCAGAAGUCUCUUCGGUGGAGCCGACCGAGGCAUCGCCGACCAAGGCCAAGGCAGGCCGCGACAAGUCGUGGGUGCCCGAGCAUCUGCAGGGCAAGCCACGGUCCGAGUUUACUCGCGCUGACAAAAAGGCAUACAACCGUGCCAAACGCGAGUUCCUUGGCGACAACGAGUACCGUCGUCAGCGGGAGCGGCACCGGUCGCAGCGGAGCACCAAGGACGAUGGUGAGAGCUCGUCGCGGCGCGACCGGAUCUCGCUCACCAAGGAAGAGCAGCGCGAGGCUACCAAGGCCGACCGGUCAUGGAUUCCAGACAACCUGCGAAACAAGGCCAAGUCCGCCUUUACCGAGGAUGACAAGAAGGCAUACGUCAAGGCCAAGCGGGCGUUCCUGCGCAACGUGGAGCGGUCGCGCAACUCGAACCGCGAGUCGUCGGACAGCGCGUCUGAUAGCCACAACUCGGGUGUGGACUCUAACUCGAGCGCAAGUGCAAGCGCAAGCUCCAGCUCGAGCCCCGGCCCAGAUAUCGGCUCCGGCUCGGACUCGAGCGGGUCGGAGGCCGCGUCGGGCUUGGCGCCCGCCGGUGGGCGUGGAAGUGCGCGGUCAGCGGCCGCCGGCGUCAACAGCUCGCAUCUGGCGCCGACCGAGGUCGAGCUGGCCGAGGCGCGAAUUGCCGAGCUGGCGGCUAGGUUGGAGGAAGUGUCGUCGGACGACGAGGGCGAGGACGAGGCGUGGGUUCCGCGCGACUUGGUGGGCAAGCCCAAGGUCGACUUUACGCGAGCCGACUUUCAGCGGUACUUCCGCGCCAAGCGCGAGGCGAUGGGGCCUGCCGGCUACGAAGCUUACCGGCGAAACCGGCAGCUGAAGCGGGCACAGCGGAUGGAGGACUGGCAGGAGCUCGAGCUGCUGCGGCUGUCAGUGGCCGAGGGCGGCGACAGCACACUGCUAUCGCUUGGAACGACCACUGCGUCGACCAAGGAGCACGCCGGGUGGGUCCCGCUGCACCUGCGCAACAAGCCGCGGUCGCAGUUUACCCGCGAGGAUAAGAAGGAGUACGCGCGGGCCAAGAUGGAGUUCUAUGGGCGCGAUGAGUACGAGCGGCGCAAGGCUGCCCAUCGGGCACGGCGCGCCGAGCGGGUGGCGGAGGAAAAGGUGCUGCGGCGGGUGGACAAGCCAUGGCUCCCACUCGCGCUAGAGGGCAAGCGCAAGUCUCGGCUGACGCGCGCAGAGCGCGCAGCGUACAACUCAGCCAAGCACGCGUCGAUGAGCGAAGCCGAGUACGCGCGGGCCAAGGGCGAGCAUGUCAUCCGCAAGAUGCGGCGUCGAGCCGCGCCGCGCGAGUCGAUGAUUCAGUCUGCCCACGUGGCGCACGGAACUGAGCAAGAGCUCGCUGCCCAUCAGCGGCGCAAGCUCGAGGCGCGGGCCAAGGAGCCAGCUAUCACCGGCUUUGUCCACACGCGGCCGAGUGUGGCGUACUCUGUCGAGCGGCAUGGCGUGCGGCCCGAGCCGUUUACCGUUUUCCACGGCGUGCUCUCGGACGACCCGCGGACGGUGGAAACGGUGCCACUUGCGACCCGGUUUACUGUCCUCGAGGCUGAGGGCACGCAGUACGUGCCUGUGGCUGUCAAGCGCAAGCGGCACGGCCUGCAGUACUGCCUCAUCAUCGGGCAUGCCCGCAAGAUUCGGUUCGAGGUGGCGGCGGCACCGCCGGCGGCGGCAGCAGGCGCCUCAACGUCGCUCGGUGGCCCGCUCAAGGUUGCCGCGUGCGCCGGAGUCUAUGUCUCGCCGCUCGCCAACUUUGACCCCGAGGAUCACUUUGAGCUGCCGGUCGACACGUUUGAGCCGCGGAGCGGUGGCAAGGACGGCGUCGCAGCCGUCGUUGCCUCGCUCUCGGUCCAGUCGGAGCGGCGGCUCUUCCCGCGCGGCCCGUGCGGCGACUCGGAGCGGUAUGUGUUCUCGAUCGCCGUCGACGUCAUCUUUGAGGGCAUCCUCGACCCGGUCCGGUUCACGCUCGCGGUGACUGCCAAGGUCUAUCCCUCGUACACCAAGCGGACUGCGGCCAAGAAGGUGGUCUUUAACGCGGCGCGCUCGGCGCACCCGUACUACCAGCUCCUCUCAGCCAAGCCAUCGUACUCGAUCGUCCCGUACUCGCUUAGCGUCACCAGGCACCUUGUCCACGACGGCCUCCGUGAGGUCAUUGGCCUUGCCGCCGGCUUUGAGUAACCUUUUUGCCUUGAGGCACACAAUUGAAUGUCAUCCAUG